This is a messenger RNA of Suillus plorans, 1020 nucleotides long. RefSeq lists its product as uncharacterized. The transcript has a single exon. Lineage: Eukaryota; Fungi; Basidiomycota; Agaricomycetes; Boletales; Suillaceae. The coding region runs from base 1 to 1020 and encodes 339 amino acids. The record is from RefSeq and is a predicted model, not a curated record.
AUGAUUGCGCUGUGCAGAGCUAAAUGUUUUAUCCUACAUUUACGCGAAGAGUCGUGCAAUGUACCGAAUGCCCAGAGAGGUUUGAAAGGGAAUGUCAUUAUCUUUCCGCAACGUCCUUCGAAAAUCUUGGAAGUCCUUCCUCCGUCAAUUGAAGAUGUAUUAACACCAAUAUGUGUUUUAUUCGUUGGUUCAUCUCCUCCAACAAUUGAUUGGUUGCGCAGGCACGCCAAACCGUUGAUUGUGCGUAGAGAAAAGGUCCGGUCAGCUUUAUUGUGGUUGCGUGAACAUAACGUACUCUAUAGUGACGUGCUUAUCGACCACGACUUUUUGGAUUCGUUGAGUGAAGAAGAUAUUUUGCCUGUCCACAUUGAAACCGUACCUGAGGAUGACAUGCGCGCCCAAGAUGCAUUGACCUCGCGAUACGAUGGCAACCAUGAUUGCGAUCCAGAUUCAUUGUUUGAUAAAGAGCCCUGCCUUGGUGAUACAGUUGGAGGUUUGGACACAGUUUCAUCCGCCGAGGAUGUUUUUCAACAUGUUGUUGUGACUGAUGUCGACAGCAAUGCUCCGGGUCAUGAAUUGCGUGCAGCCGCACUUCGUCAUGUGAAGGAAAAAAGUGGUGGCUUCAUACAAGUGCCGCAUGGGCUGAGUCCUAUGAAUGAAUAUGUUAAUCCUGAAUUACUCCCAAAGGUCUAUCCUACUCUGUUUCCGUAUGGAGUUGGGGGUUUUGAGCAUCCUCGUCGCACAAGUCCAAUAUCGUUUAAGCGCCAUGUGAAGCUUCUUUUUAGCUUAGCUGAUAGACGUUUUCAGGAGCAUUACUCCUUCUUGUUUAUUGUGUUUAACAUCUUGCAACGAAGAAAAUCGCUCUUACACACCAGUUUGAAAGUCAAAUGUACUUCAUUCGGCACAGUAUCACAAAGUUUCGCAUCUGUUUCAUCCACAGCGGUCCAUACGGUUGCUGAACGUGUUGCAAAGGGUGAUUUUGCUACAGUUUAUACACCGGAAGAACAGAAAGUACGUUGA